Messenger RNA from Drosophila virilis, 2506 nucleotides. The record is from RefSeq and is a predicted model, not a curated record. NCBI's taxonomy places the organism in Eukaryota, Metazoa, Arthropoda, Insecta, Diptera, Drosophilidae.
UUGAAUAAAUUUUUAAUUGAAUAUCGACAACAACUUUGGAUCUACAUAAAAGCGUGACACACACACACACACACACACACACACACACAAGACACAACAAAGUUUUUCUUAUUUAUUCAUUUUUUAAUUUUUGUUUGAAUAAAACUGAAUGCUUUGGCUUACAAAGCCGUCAGAUAAAUUUUGUGCGCUGUCGCGUUAAAAGCUCGCGUCUAAACAUUCGUUAGGGUAUCCGCAGAAAGAGACAGAGCUAGAGCGAGAGAGAGAGAGAGCGAGAGAGAGAGAGAGAGAGAGAGAGAGAGUACAUAUUGGUAAGAGAAACCCUUGGGCUUGGCCAAGGAAACCAUUUUGGUCGUGAAAACAUUUAUCUUAUGGUAUUUCCUAAUUGAUCUCGCGUUGAGAUCAUCGGCAAAAGAGAAGCUCAUUUAAGGCCAUAAACAAAUGAAUACAUAAAUUAUCUGAGCUAUGCAUAAAAUUAAUUCGUCUUCGAUUUCGGUCCAACAGAAGACACAUUCGUCAUGAUUCAUGCGGGAUUCGCUUCAGUUUUCUUGCUGCCCCUGCUCCAACUGGCCGCCGGACAGCUGGUUACUAAUCCCAAGGCCUUGCUUGUGUGCGGCAGCAGCUUGGGCUGCCUGAGGGGCAUCCACAUGCCGGGCUAUCAGAUCAAGCGAUUCGAGGCCUUUCUGGGCAUACCCUAUGCCCAGCCGCCUGUCGGCGAGCUGCGCUUCAGCAAUCCCAAGAUCAUGCCCAAGCUGCGCGGCAUUUACAAUGCCAACGCCGCGAAGCCGGACUGCAUACAGAAGAACUAUCUGCUGCCUACGCCGAUUAUCUAUGGCCAGGAGGAUUGCCUGUACCUCAAUGUCUACAGGCCAGAGCGUCGCUCCGGGCAGCCGCUGCCCGUCCUAGUUUACAUACAUGGCGGCGGCUUCUUCAGCGGCUCCGCUGGGCCGCUGCUCACCGGACCCGAGUACUUCAUGGACACCGGCGAGGUGCUGCUGGUCACCAUGGCCUAUCGGCUGGGCGCCUUGGGUUUCCUUUCCACGCAGGACGCCGCCAUGCCCGGUAACUUUGGGCUCAAGGAUCAGCAGCUGGCGCUGCGCUGGGUGCAGCGCAACAUCAAAUCCUUUGGCGGUGAUCCGCGACGCGUAACUCUGUUUGGACAGAGCGCCGGGGGCGUGGCCACGCACAUGCACAUGCUAAGCGCCCGAUCGGCGGGCCUGUUCCAGCAGGUGAUCAGCAUGAGCGGCACAGCCAAUGUGCCCUUCGCCAUAGAGCCGGAGCCGCUGCAGCAGGCGCGCCGAACCGCUGCGCUCUGCCAGGUGGCGAAUGCCUGGAAUCUGAGCACGCCCAAGCUGGCGCGCGCUCUCCGCAUUGUGGAUGUGGAGACGCUGCUGAAUGCCGGCGACGGUCUCAAGUUCUGGAACGUGGAUCACAUGGCCAACUAUCGGCCCGUCGUGGAGCAAAGCUUCGCCACCGCCGCGGAGGAAGUGGAGCAGGAGGCGUUCCUCAGCGUGCAUCCGCAGACGCUGCUGGCCGAGGGCAGCUACAGGCCGGUACCCUGGCUGCUGGGCACCGUGCCCGAGGAGGGCGCCGUUCGCGUGGUCAACAUCAUGGAGAACGCGACGCUGCGCCAGGAUUUCAAUGGGCGCUUCGACGAGCUGCUGCAGCAGCUGCUCGAGCUGCCCCGGGAGUUCAGCGCGGAGCAGCGGGCACACACGAUGCAGCUGGUGAGCGAAAAGUAUUUCCAUAACAGGAACGAGCUCAGCGAACAGACAGUACAGGGCUUCCUCGAUCUCGUCUCGGAUCGAGGCUUCAAGCAGCCGCUUUACACUGCCGUGCGGCAGCAUUUGGCCAGCGUUCACGUUAGCCGGGAGCCACUGUACUUGUACAGCUUCAACUAUCUGGGCCCGCACAGCUAUGCGUCCGUCUAUACGAGCGCGAAUGUGGGCAACAAAUACGGCGUGGUCCAUUGCGAUGAUCUGAUCUAUCUGUUCCGCAGUCCCAUGCUCUUUCCUGACUUCGAGCGCAACUCGACGGAGGCGAGACUCAUACAAUCCUUUGUGGGCUACUUUGUGCACUUUGCCAAGUUCGGUAAGCCCAGAAAUGUGGAGUCGCUUAGGUCCUGCUCGGAAGCGGUUCUUCUGUCGCGGCCCGAGGGUAUUUGCGAUCAUCAUGUGUUCCAAAAUGCGCCCAACGAUCGGCCGCAGUUCGAGGUGAAUGUUUCGCAAAGGUUUCGUGCGACAAGUGCCAAAUUCUGGUCUAAUUUAUUGGCAGAACCAAAGCAUUAUUAGGAUUAUAAUUUAUUAAAUAUCUUAAGCUAACAUUAAGCGCCUUUAGAAAUACAAUAUAGUUUAUGUAUAUAUAUACACACAAGCUGUGCUGAUUGACUGAUUGAGGAACGACGCACUGUCUUGAACUCCACUAAAAGGCGUGGAAUAUAAGUGGAAAAUGUUACCCUGGAACUUUGUCUAUUUAAUGCGUAGAAAUAUAAACUAAUUUUCAUAUGUUA